Molecule: messenger RNA, 1328 nt
Organism: Rotaria sordida
Lineage: Eukaryota; Metazoa; Rotifera; Eurotatoria; Philodinida; Philodinidae
Source: the annotation of a GenBank genome assembly
CUACAACAACUCGAUAUACAUAUCCAUCAUCAAUAAAUUCAAAUUCAGGUUCAUUUUCUUCAUGGAUUCGAUCAGCAAAUACAAUAUUAACAUCAACUGAACAAGGUCUUAAUCGUCUUAGAAAUAUUUCUCAAUAUAUAAAUGAUGCACUUUUAAAACAUCAAUUAAAUAAUAUUCCAUCAAUAACAUUAUUAUUACAUAAUAUAUAUGAUAUAAUAGAAGAUCGUCUAACAGUUGUAUUAAAUCAAGAAUGUACACGUUAUCAAGUUCAUUUUGAACGUUUAUCACUUGAUGAAUAUGCACAAAUGGUUAAAUUAAUUGAAAAUUUUAUAUCAAAUAUAAAUGGUUAUGAUAAAAAAUAUAAUUCUCGACCAUUAAAAACAUUUUUACAAACACAAACAAGUAAAUUUUUAACACAUUUUCAUGAUGAAAGAAAACAACGUGUUGCACAGACAUUAGAUAAUGAACAAUGGAAACAAGUUCCUGUUCCUCGUUCAAUUCAAAAUUCAGUUGAUGAACUUUUUAAUUUAUCAUCUUCAAUAAAUCCAAAUAGUUCAGAAACAUUAAUUAUUGAUAAUGAAAAUUUUGUUUUGUCAAAUAGUGCUCUUCAUUUAUUUAUGUUGGUGCUUGAUUAUUGUUCAUGUGCUCAACUAUUAGUUUCAUCAUCUGUAAAUGAUAUUGACCAUCGCCUUAUUGAAUUACUUAAACUAUUUAAUUCUAAAACAUGUCAAUUAGUAUUAGGUGCUGGAGCUGUUAAAUUAGGAAAAAUUAAAACUAUUUCAGCAAAAAUUCUUGCUAUUACAUGUCGAUGUUUACAAUUUAUUAAAAUAAUAUUACCAAAAAUAAGAGCACAUUUUGAUCAAUUACAGACUUUAUCUGAAUCACCAUCAACAAUUUCAUCAAUUUCAUCUGCUAAACAAUUUGAACAAUUAAUAAAACUUUAUUCAGAACAUACUGAUGAAAUUCAUGGAAAAUUAAUUUCAAUAAUUGAAAGUACAUUUGGUGAUACACUUUCAUCAUAUGAAGUUCGUGCACCAAUGCCAAGUGAUUGUUUUCGUACACUCGUUACACGACAUAUAACUUCUUUUUAUAAUGCUGUUGCACGUAUUGUUUCACCAAGUGAUCUUAUUCUACUUUUUACUCGUCUUAAUUCAAUAUUUAAACAAUUAUUAGCAAAACGUUUACGUCAAUUAAGAAUUGCUAAUGAUGGUGGACCUCAGCAUGGACUUUUAACAAGUGACCUUUUGUAUUAUAUUAAACAAGUUCAAAGUUUUCCUGGACUUGAAAUGUUAGAAUUACAUGUUGAUGAAAUUUGGACGACAAAUUAA